AUGGGUGUGGGUGCAGGACUCUCGUUCCUUCUCCUCGACCGUCAUCGGUCGAAACCCGUCAAAAUUCCGCCCCUCGCCAAACCUCCAUCUCCCAUCCCGCAAUACUCAAAACAUCUCCCCCUCAAGACCGUCAACACCACACGCCCCAAGCUCUCCCUCAAGACGCUCCCCUCCAAGAUGGGCUCCCCGCCAGCCUUUGGCGCGCUGGGCGCAAUGUUCACCAUGAUGAGGCUCCUGCAGGCAGUGUCGCUCGUCUCCAUCAUUGGCCUCACGGGCAACUUUGUUGCGGAGCUGGUCUCGAGUGACUUCUCUACCCCGUCUGCCCUGGUUGGCACACUGGUUGUUGCCUGUCUGGCUACGGUAUACAUCGUCAUCAGCUAUAUCCUCUACUGGGAUCACAUGCUCCCCCUCCUCGUCGCCACCGCAGCAGACACUCUCUGCUUCAUCGCCUCCAUCAUCGUGGCCUGUGUCCUCGGCAGGCCCGUAAGCUACCUCAACUGCAGCGCGUUCCCCAAGAAAGGCAACACAGGCAACUUCAUCUACUCGCUCUUCGCCAACGUCAAGCACGCCUCGUCCAACACAUUCGAAUGGGUCGACCCCAGCAAGCCCUCAUGCUAUGAAAUCAAAGCCAUCUGGGGCCUGUCCAUUGCAACCUCCAUCCUAUUCUUCAUGUCCGCCGUCGCCGCCAUUUGCCUGUGGAAGCGCGUCAAGGGGGCAGCAGGCCGCCCGCGCAAGCCCAUGGACCUCGAAUGA
Molecule: messenger RNA, 753 nt
Organism: Trichoderma aggressivum f. europaeum
Lineage: Eukaryota; Fungi; Ascomycota; Sordariomycetes; Hypocreales; Hypocreaceae
Exons: 3
Coding region: 1-753 (250 amino acids)
Source: RefSeq, a predicted model, not a curated record